UUUGGGAAAUGGCUUACUCUGUCGCUAACAAUUGAUAUCUAGCGAUUCUGGACCUUGUUCCACAGCUCAGACCUUUCAGGCUGCCAUAUGACCUAUGAAUAGCACGUCUACUCUUCUUUCGCUAUGGGAGAGAUUGUGGAACGAGCUGAACAUUUGGCUAAGUGGGUGGUGGACUGAUUGGAGUGUUCAUAUUCCAUCGGUUGAACGGUUGGUAGGUCAUUGUACCAGUAAGUGUACAAGUUUUCUUUUUGACUGCAUCUCACUGAACACAGAUGCGAUGCUGAUGAAUUAUUUGUCUUUUUUCGUCCCACAGUUCCCUAUUGGGGCCAGCUGGAUCGCGUGGCGAUUAACAAGAGCAACUGGGUCAUCAACUAAUUGUUGGUUCGAUCAGUGCCCUCACCAUCGGAAAAGUGUUGUGCACGCGAGAUUGAUCAUUCUUCAACCCCUCAGCUCGACGCGCAUUUUUGUCCGCCACUCCCCCAAUCCCUUUCCUGGGAUGCCUGCACUGAAACCUUGCUCCUGUCCUUCGGCGCCCGUGCUGUUGCUAACUAAUAUACCUCACAGCACCGUUGUACCGCGGAAGCGAUGCAUGUGCACAUAGGGGGAAACAGUUGCAAACACCUGCAUGUCAGUGUGCAGAUCCUCGCAGUGAUGUCGCGAUUUGGUUCGGUCUUGGAACAGCUCGAC
Messenger RNA from Cantharellus anzutake, 687 nucleotides. RefSeq lists its product as uncharacterized. The record is from RefSeq and is a predicted model, not a curated record. The transcript has a single exon. Lineage: Eukaryota; Fungi; Basidiomycota; Agaricomycetes; Cantharellales; Hydnaceae. The coding region runs from base 95 to 601 and encodes 168 amino acids.